Messenger RNA from Medicago truncatula (barrel medic), 1616 nucleotides. RefSeq names its product 7-deoxyloganetic acid glucosyltransferase. The record is from RefSeq and is a predicted model, not a curated record. NCBI's taxonomy places the organism in Eukaryota, Viridiplantae, Streptophyta, Magnoliopsida, Fabales, Fabaceae. The coding region runs from base 112 to 1536 and encodes 474 amino acids. The transcript has 2 exons. Gene Ontology annotation, molecular function: quercetin 7-O-glucosyltransferase activity; quercetin 3-O-glucosyltransferase activity.
ACAAGGGGUAAUCUUAGAGUUGAAAAAUUGAAAAAUAUCUUCCCAACUUAUAGUUCUUUUUCAAUUUUUGUUAUAGAUCUCUAAGAUUGUUGAAAAAUUGAAAAAAAAUCAAUGGAUAUACAACCCAAGAAAAAAUCCUUACCACAUGUGCUAAUCUUCCCAUGUCCAGCACAAGGCCAUGUAAAUCCAAUGCUAAAGCUAGCUGAACUUCUUGCAAUUCAAAACAUCUACAUCACUUUUCUCAACACCAAAUACAUCCAUAACCGACUCAUACAAUUCAAUGAUGAUAUUCAAGCUCUUUUAGAAUGUUACCCUAAGCUUCAAUUCAAGACCAUCUCUGAUUUUCACAGUGAGGAGAAACAUCCUGGAUUUGGAGAAAAGGUAGGUGAUGUAAUUUUGUCACUGAGUUUGUAUGGUAAGCCUUUGUUGAAAGAUAUAAUUGUCUCCGAGAAAAUAAGUUGCAUUAUUUUGGAUGGAAUAUUUGGUGAUCUUGCUACUGAUUUGGCUGCUGAGUUUGGGAUACAAUUGAUUCAUUUUCGUACUAUUAGUGCUUGUUGCUUUUGGGCUUAUUUAUCUGUUCCAAAGCUCUUGGAGUGCAAUGAGCUUCCCAUUAAAGGAGAUGAGGACAUGGAUCGCAUCAUAAGAAACGUGCCAGGCAUGGAAAACUUGCUUCGAUGUAGAGAUCUUCCAAGUUUCCGUAAAAUGGAUGAUAGUGAUACCAUAUUAGACAAGGCUGCACUUCUGACCCAACAAUCACUUAAAGGCAAUGCACUAAUACUCAACACGUUCGAGAAUCUAGAAUCCCCAGCUCUCUCUCAAAUUCGUCUUCAUGCCCCUAAACUCUACACCAUUGGCCCUCUUCACCACCACCUCAACACCACAAAAAAAACAUCAUCGUCAUCGUCCUCCUCCUCCAAGAGCAAUUUCUUCGAAGUGGAUAGAACUUGCAUGACAUGGCUUGAAUCUCAACCGUUGAAAUCGGUUGUAUAUGUUAGCUUUGGUAGCAUCACCCCAAUGAAGGGAGAAGAAAUCAUUGAGAUUUGGCACGGUUUAUUGAAUAGCAAAAAACCAUUUUUGUGGGUGAUUAGGCCAAACAUGGUACAAGAAAAAGGACUAUUGAAGGAGCUUGAGGAAGGGACUACUAAAGAGAAAGGGAUGAUUGUGGGGUGGGUUCCACAAGAGGAAGUUUUGUCACACAAAGCAAUUGGUGCCUUUUUGACACAUAGUGGAUGGAAUUCUACUUUGGAGAGUGUGGUUUGUGGUGUGCCUAUGAUAUGUUGGCCUUAUUUUGCUGAUCAACAAAUUAAUAGUAGGUUUGUGAGUGAUGUUUGGAAACUUGGGUUGGAUAUGAAAGAUGUUUGUGAUAGGAAGGUUGUGGAGAAUAUGGUGAAUGAUGUUAUGGUGAAUAGGAAGGAGGAGUUUGUUAGAUCAGCAAUGGAUAUAGCUAAGUUGGCAUCCAAGAGUGUGAGUCCUGGUGGUUCCUCCUACAACAACUUCCAAGAUUUAAUUCAAUAUAUAAGGUCUACUAGCCCAUAAGAUGUGAAUUUUUCCCUUUAAUUCUCCUACUAAAAACUUCUCAUAUUUUUAUAAGUGUGUAUGAAGAUCAUAAAAAUAAG